Molecule: messenger RNA, 2663 nt
Organism: Osmerus eperlanus (European smelt)
Lineage: Eukaryota; Metazoa; Chordata; Actinopteri; Osmeriformes; Osmeridae
Exons: 11
Coding region: 207-1628 (473 amino acids)
Source: RefSeq, a predicted model, not a curated record
UUCGCGAACGACCCAUCACUAGGGAGCGCUAGUACGCUCAAUCUUGGGUUUCGUCGAACAAAAUGUAGGCUACCUGCCUCCAUAACAAUGUACCAGUGACUUUCACGUUUAAAUUGUAAUCUACGCAGUGGUUGCAAGGAAUAGAAAUUGGGUUAGGGCCUGCAUCAUUCACGACGUUGUCUAUUUCCCUGUGUCCGGUAGAGAUCAUGCUGCCUUGGAUCCUUCUGAGCGUUCUCAGUAUCUGCCAUGCCUACAAAACUAAUGUGGUGUGCUAUGGACAUGACGCCCUCUUCCCAGACGAUGUAUCUGUCUCAAUGUACUUACAUAAAGUGUUCUUCACUCCAUCUUCUCCCCCUGGCCUCAUCACAAUGGUGAUGGAUGAGAGCACGUCUCUUGACCCUCGGUUCAAGAGAAGGUCCUUCUCCACAAAAUUACAGGAUGUUACCAUGGAUGAUGAAGGAAUAUACUCAGUUCUCUUUCCAGAGAAUGAUAAACCUUUGCCUGUUCUCGGCAUUACAGUAAAAGAUUGUUCAGUAGAAGCAUGGCUAAAAUAUGGAAUGAGUUACUCCUUUGAGGUGUCCAGAGCUGUCUCCCUCAUCGACUACUCUCCACUAAAUGAUGACAAGGUUAUUGUCAUGUGGGACCGCACCCAUCCUGUAAACACAGCCAGAGGGACACUAGAGAAUGGAAACUUUGUGAUGGAUAAUCUGACUCAGACAGACCAAGGUGUUUACACCUUGCGAGGGAGAAGAGGGAAGUUCUUUCACCGAUUCCGCAUCUACAUUGAAGAGUGGAAGCUCAGUAAGGCUGUGCAGGCAGGAGAAGUCUUUGAGUUUAGCUUCCCACUGGAUCCCUCCGAGGUCAGCCUUGCAUUCAAGCCAAGCUUCAGAGAUGAUGCUGCCUCAUCAUUCACUCUGAUGGAGGGUGGGGUGCUGGUAAACAGGUGGCUGUUUAAGGAAAGGAUUCACUAUGUUGGCGGGCUCACAAAAGAGUUGCAGAUCACAGAUUUGAUGCCCGAAGAUCAAGGCACCUUCUGGGUCAGAGACAGACAUGGGAACCUGGCUAAGGUGGUGGAGCUAACUGUUGUAUCACAACAUAUACCAGUAACAGAUACAGGUUUUAAAGUCAACUAUCCUGUGCUUCUUGCAAGUGUUGCAGUCAGCGUGCUUGCUACGUGCUUUGCCAAGUGUUGCUGCUGUAGGAAAAGUAGUACGAAAAGCGAAUCUGAUGCCAGUACUCCUGAAGAACUGGUUGUCUUCCAUCAUGAGACCACCAAUAUUGGCCCUAGACCCACAGAACCGUAUACUGGGAUCCAACACAAUCCUCCCUAUAACCCUGACCAUCCCUCUAUCUCUACUUCCAACCAACAACCUCAAGACGCAGAUGUCUUGACUCAUCCAUUCAAUGUCGUUGCUGGUGAUGAGCCUCCAUCCUAUGAAGUUGCCUCAUAUUUUCAGGGCAUAGACUCAGGAGGCGUGGCAGCUCCAUCACUCUCACUGGGUUUCGACUGCCUCUCCUCUGACUCAGGGAUCCAGUUUGAGUUUCCCAGGGGGGUAGGCUACCCACUGACCUCAGACCCACCCUCCUAUGCAGAUAUCUACACCUCGGAUAAACUAAACUUUUCCUAGUGUACAUACACCUCCCAGAAUAUACACCACUUCGACCGAGUGUGGAAGGGAUCGCUAAUACCUCACUUUAAUAUCAAAAGUCUUCUUAUUCAGAGUCUUAUCUUUCAAUAUAGGUUUUAUAAUAUAUGACAAAUGUUCUAUCAAUAGCCUAGACAACAUGAACAUUUGGAGAGUUUCAGAGUUUUUAACAAUCACUUAAUUGUUUGUACACAAUUGCUAUUUGUAUAAUGUUUUAUGGGAAUUUUGUCAUUAUUCCACCAUGUGUAUCAGACCAACCACUACCAAGCUAAUGUGCCUGACUACCCAGCCAUAAUCAUACUCUGUGGAUAAGAGAGUAUAUAGUAUAGUUAUUAGAUAGCUGGUCUAACAUGAGUGCAUUGACUUACUGACCGUGAAAAACAGUGGCCUUCGAAGUGCCGGUAUAAAGGCCAAUAUUUCUCAUUUCUUUUAUUGAAUGCCUUGAUUUGGAGUGUAGUGGAAUGUGUAUUGUAAUGUUUCAAAAUGUGUGUUUUUGUGUAUGUAUGUAUAGAGAAAGAUGAAUGUAUUAACAGUCUCUUAGUUUUCAACAUUAAUGCCAUUAUUGGCUCUCACCUCAUUGCUCAAAGUACGGUGCUGAAUAUCAUAGUUCUGUGGAUAGGUGUUGGAGUAGAAUCCUUGAAGGCCGUAUUACUUUACCGACAUGUAACUGUCUACUGCCAUACUAUCAUCAUUUUCUUUAAUGAUUACUUGAUAAAUAUGGAUUUUGGUUACAAUAACCAGUUACAAAUCCUGAUUAAUUGGGAUGUUUAUAUUGUAUGUUAUAUGAGUUCAAUAAACAAAUGUUUAAGUUGUUUGGUUUCAGUAGAUCAUGAAGUGCUAUAACAGUAACAUGACAACACUGGCAGACAUACUGUAGACCCCUGAUAAUGGUUUUGAAAUCACUAGUUUACUGUCAAUAUCAAUCAACACUAGUAUGGUGGAUAGUUGCAUAGUACAUUUUCAUUUCUGCAGUAUAUGAAAUAUGCAUAUGAUACAUCCAUCAUAGCAGGCAGUCUG